CGAUAUCGAUUCUCCGCCCAGUACUUGGGGCCAAAUAAAAAACACGGCAGUUUCAUUCGGAUUGUGCAUUACGUUUGCCCAUAUAAUCCACUACCGUACGCGGUGUGAAUUAAACCACAUCGGGACUAGCGCAAUGCCAUAGAAUCCUCGACGGACGAGGCACAUUCACUGCAUAAACAAUUCACACGGAGUGAAGUGAAGUGGAGCCAAAGUCGCACAGGGUGUUCCCUGCCAAAAUGGGUCGUCACAACUUCAGUUCGCAGCACCAGCGAACUCAUGUGAGGCGCCACCGCAAUGCUGGCGGUGCCACAGCAAAAUCACCAAACGCAGCCAAACCUUCACCAACGAUGACGGACUACCUGUCGCUGCACUCGCGACUCGCCCAGGUGGGCCAGGAGCACCUGCUCAAGUUCUGGCCGGAGCUAACGAAUGACGAACGCAUCGACCUGGUGCGGGACAUCGAGGAGCUGAAUCUGGACGAGAUCAAGCUGUAUUUCGACCGCGCCACAGUCUCAAUGAACGAGAAUGGCAUCAAGCUGGACGAUCGCCUGCAGCCGCUGCCCGAGGGCAAGCUGAUCUCCAUUGCCAGGGCGCCGCUGGAGAAGUUGGACGCCUACCGGGAUGAGGGUCUCCUCCAGAUCAGCAACGGACAUGUCGCUGUGCUGCUUAUGGCAGGCGGACAAGGCACACGACUUGGCUUCGAUCAUCCCAAGGGAAUGUACGAUGUGGGACUGCAGUCCCGAAAGACCCUGUUCCGCAUUCAGGCCGAGAGGAUCCUGAAGCUGGAGGAGCUCGCCCAAGAGGCGAAUGGGAAACGUGGACACAUCACUUGGUACAUCAUGACGUCGGAGCACACGGUACAACCCACAUACGACUACUUUGUGGCCAACAACUUCUUUGGCCUGAAGGCGGAGAACGUGCUGCUGUUCGAGCAGGGAUCACUGCCGUGCUUUGAAUACGAUGGACGCAUCAUUCUGGACGAAAAGCAUCGGGUGGCGCGUGCGCCGGACGGCAACGGAGGAAUCUAUCGGGCUAUGAAGCGCCAGGGGAUACUGGACGAUAUGCAGAAGCGCGGUGUCUUAUAUCUGCAUGCCCAUAGCGUGGACAACAUCCUGAUCAAGGUGGCCGAUCCCGUCUUUAUCGGCUACUGCGUGCAGGAAAAGGCCGACUGCGCCGCUAAGGUGGUGGAGAAGGCGGCUCCCAACGAGGCUGUGGGCGUGGUGGCCAUUGUCGAUGGCAAAUACCAGGUGGUGGAGUACAGCGAAAUCUCGGCCAAAACAGCCGAGAUGCGCAAUUCGGACGGCAGGCUGACCUUCAGUGCUGGCAACAUAUGCAAUCACUUCUUCAGCUCGAACUUCCUGCAGAAGAUUGGCAGCACAUUCGAGCAGGAGCUGAAGCUGCACGUUGCCAAGAAGAAGAUUCCCUUCGUGGACAACGCCGGCAAGCGGCUAACCCCUGACAAGCCGAACGGCAUAAAGAUAGAGAAGUUUGUCUUUGACGUCUUCGAGUUCGCCCAGAAGUUCGUGGCCAUGGAAGUGCCACGCGACGAAGAGUUCAGCGCGCUGAAGAACUCCGAUGCAGCUGGCAAGGAUUGCCCCAGUACUGCCCGCUCGGACCUCCAUCGCCUGCACAAGAAGUAUAUCGAAGGCGCCGGUGGCAUCGUGCAUGGCGAAGUCUGCGAGAUCUCGCCCUUCGUCACCUACGCCGGCGAGAAUCUCGCCUCGCAUGUGGAGGGCAAGUCGUUCACCAGUCCCGUCUACCUGCGGGACAGCCGCGAUCCCUUGCACGGACACCUCUAAGAUGGAGGGGAUCUGCAUGGAUGCAUAGACUGAUGGACGGAUAGUAGUCGUUUCAGUUAUUUGUAAAUCUUUCGUAUAGCGUUGCUGAACGUUAUGAUUCCCCAAACUGUAGUUAGAGCACGGAAAUUCCAUAGAUUUCAGUACUUAAAGGAGACUUGUAAAAAUUUGUUACCUAUUGUGUCCGUUGAUUUAUUUUUCGUUUUUGAAAUAAUUGUGCAAUCGUAAUGUGAAUAUAUACAAUAUAUAGAACAUGUAAUGA
Messenger RNA from Drosophila sechellia, 2058 nucleotides. It is a transcript of the gene mmy, whose product is annotated as UDP-N-acetylglucosamine pyrophosphorylase mmy. The transcript is spliced from 3 exons. The record is from RefSeq and is a predicted model, not a curated record. Gene Ontology annotation, biological process: UDP-N-acetylglucosamine biosynthetic process. Bases 237 to 1799 code for a protein of 520 amino acids. Gene Ontology annotation, molecular function: UDP-N-acetylglucosamine diphosphorylase activity. NCBI's taxonomy places the organism in Eukaryota, Metazoa, Arthropoda, Insecta, Diptera, Drosophilidae.